AUGCAAGAUCAUACAAGUGACUUUGCUCGUGCCUUACUGGCGGGCGAGAUCCUGAUUCCAGACCUCAUAGAGCAGCACGGCAAGCCAGCACUACAACUCCCUGAUUGGCCAAAUCUACUCGUCCACCCUCACACCAAGCUAUGGCAUGGCGUUCCAGAAGCGUUCCAGCUACAGCACCUCAUCAGUGAUGUAUACGAGCUGCUGACGCAGACAACAUUUGAGUUGCUAACUCAAAAGACGCUGUUCCUCCUCGCCUUAGCUACUGCGGCCAAGAUGUCAGAGAUACACGCCCUAGACUUUGACCUGACGACAAAUCCCAGAUAUUAUGGAAACCCCCGGGAAAUCCGCAACCUCUGUGAAGCCACCAGGAAGGGGGAUCUGGAGAAUGUGAAGCAGCUGCUUGCUAAAGGUCAGGCUGACAUCAACUGUAAAGGGGUGCGGGGCCUGACACCGGUGAUGUGUGCAGCAUGGCGGGGGCAUAGUAAACUGGUAAAGUUCCUAGUAAGCAGAGGAGCUUAUACGUCACUAGUGACUGACAGUGGAAAUACCAUCCUUCACUUGGCAUCUGAUGGAGGGAAUCUGGAGAUGGUGAAGUUUCUCCUCUCAAGGAAGAGUGUGGACAUUGAGGCUAGGAACAAGUCUGGAAUGACAGCAACAGAAGUGGCGAGUGCUAAUGGCCAUCAGGAAUUGAGGGAUUUCCUGCAGUCCUUUAGUGGAUGA
This is a messenger RNA of Haliotis rubra (blacklip abalone), 720 nucleotides long. RefSeq names its product histone-lysine N-methyltransferase EHMT2-like. Lineage: Eukaryota; Metazoa; Mollusca; Gastropoda; Lepetellida; Haliotidae. Gene Ontology annotation, cellular component: cytoplasm. The transcript is spliced from 3 exons. Gene Ontology annotation, molecular function: protein binding. The record is from RefSeq and is a predicted model, not a curated record. Bases 1 to 720 code for a protein of 239 amino acids.